Molecule: messenger RNA, 747 nt
Organism: Coffea arabica (coffee)
Lineage: Eukaryota; Viridiplantae; Streptophyta; Magnoliopsida; Gentianales; Rubiaceae
Source: RefSeq, a predicted model, not a curated record
AUGGUUCAAAACCUUAUGGUGACCACAGCCUCCAACUCAGCCUUUGUGGCCGAGAUGACACACCGGUACUGUGCUCUACUCGAGGAGCAGGACUCCGGCAAGUUACAAAAUCAGAUCUCCAAGUUGGAGAAAAAAUUGGCAGUGUCCGAGUCUGAGAAGGCCGAGCUUCAAAGACAGCUUAAAGAGGCCGAGACGAAAGAUGAGGAGGCCGUGGCUACAAUCAACAGCCUCAGAUCGGCCCUCGAGGAAGAGCAGAAGAGGGGGGACGAGGUGAAGAAGUCUCACGAACAAGAUCUCGAGAGUGCUGGGGCCUCGGCCGUGGACGCAUUUCGGAACUCCGAGGGCUUCACCCGGGAUCUCGGCCAACUGCUUGCGCCGAGCUUCAUGUUCGGCUUCACGUCAGCCGUGGAGGAGGCCGCAGCUCACCUCUCCUCUGAAGCCUUGGAGUCUCUGAAAGACAAUGCCAACUACAAUGAGGACUCCAAGGAGUUAUGCGAUCGGAUGGCCGAGGGCCUCCAAUCCGGAAGGAACUUGUCCGAAGUCCGGGACGAGUUCAACAAGUGGCUGUCCGAGCUCGACGAAGUGUUCGAGGAGGGCCAAGGAGAAGAAGCUGGAGGAGAAGAAGCCGGGGGAAACAUCGGUGAAGAGCAGGGAGGAGGAGAGCUUCACCCCGGCGGGGAGGAGACAGGAGAGAAGGCUACCCAGGAGGGAGCCGAGACGGGGGAGGGAGCCGAGACGAGAGUCUAG